AUGCGUAAUGUGUAUCAACACGCUUGGUCACAGUCAAAGUUUGAAUUGCGCUUUUCAGUGGCAUCUCUGUUUAGCCUGAUUAGUUUGCAAUGCAUUCGCACACAGAGCACUUUCACGGAGAUAGGCAAGGAAAGGGACAUGAAAGGCUCACCUUCAGGGGAAAAGAAAGACCUUUCGCAUCAUAAAGUAUUUUAUGAGGAUGAACUCUUGGCACAAAGUAUAGAAAAGCUCAGUAAAGAGCGUCAGGAUUCCCGUUUGAGGCGCAAGAUUAGUAUUUCAGCUGCAAAGCUAUCCUCUAUCAGGGAAAUAACUAAUCGUACUCAUCCCUCAAGUCUAUCUAUGGCAUCAUCGCAAGCCUCAUCAAGGGUUUCUGCGGAGAAGGGAAUCUCCUCUCUUAGGGAUCAUAUCCUUACUCUAACUCCAUCAAGCGGGAGCGUGUGCAAGCUAUCUGAUUCACGUGCUUCUACUAUCGGAUCUUUUCGUGGCUGUUUAGAUGGCUCAUUCAGUCUAGAGGAGAUAGAGUACAUGCUUUUUAGCUCAACGAAGUCUCAUCAAAAGGAUGUGGCGCUUGGGAAAGCAACAGAGAAAAGGGACAAAGUUCAACUUACUAUGAGCACUCUUCCAGCUCUUGAAGAUAUCAAAAUGGAGAGCCCUAUGCCUAUUGAAAAUGAAAAAGAGGAAUUGACACCGGAUGCAGGAACUCUCCAUGGAGGUCAGGGGCGCCUACUUUCCACUCCUCUGCAGCCUCAAGACACCGGCACUGAUUCCACCAGAAAGGGUAGCCAGCCGCUGGAGGAUGCACGCGAAGUGUUGUCACCACCCUUAGCUCAACCUAGUGGGUCUUCUUGUUGUUGCCCUAUCCGUGUCUUCCGCAAACGUGAAGACACUGUCAGAGACGCAUUAUCACAUGUUCACGCUGGGGAACGAGUUGAAGCUUCUUUCCGUCCCUGGCUAUCCGUUUCGUGUGAUACCGCAAGUGGGAUUUACACAAUUGUCCCGGAAGCUCCAAUUCCUACCUUGUGGCAUGUCCUUCGCAGCCUCAACCAAGCACUCACGCAGAUAGAGUCUUCGCUUGCAUAUAAACGCAUAAAUGGUGAUACAUCGAUCGAGGUUCGCUUGCAUUUGGUGAAAAUGAUGCAAAGUGAUCAUAGUACAUUGGGUACACUAUUGUCACUUAAUCCCGUGUACAAUGAAUUAGGUGCAUCAGCUCUAUAUCGUCUGGAUGUGAGUUCCCGGAAAGGGCAACUCUUAGAACGUAUAAUGUCCGCUGCAGAUCGCGGAAUGCGCAUCAAGGCUAUCGUUGAGCCUGAGGCCACUGUCUUUGGAUUUGCAGCUGAGUUAUUCUUUUGUUGCGAAGGGGUUAUGUUUACUGGCCGGAAGGAUUCUGUGAAGGUGGGCUUUCCAGAGCUGACGUAUGGAGUGUUUCCAGCCCCUGCCGUGAUUCGUGUCCUUAAGGCAUGUCUCAAAGAUGAUGCUCGAUAUGGCCUUGCCUCAAUGGGUUCAGCUGACAGCUUAUUCCGUUUUGUCUCACCGUUCUUAUUUGGAGAAGGUACCCCUCGGGAGAUGUUCACUGACGUAGUUACGUCCUUCUUGGUACUCUUGCAUACAAAGCCUUUUGCUCACUGGGAGGCAACUGUGCUAUAUGGCUGGCGAGAUGUUACCCGCAGAUCAAUGGUUGUUGCACAUCCUUCAGCUUUUCAGAGGUGGAGCUUCAUAUCCCAUUACACACAAGUGAUUGCUCGGGCAUUCUCUUCCUUUUUCAUACAAAUACAGCCGGAAAAGGCGAAUCGAGCAUCGUUGCUUCCACGAGUGAUACCGACGGAUAUGCACCACUCCAUCAGGCUUCAAUGGCAGCGUUACUGUGGUGCCGUUUUCGACGCCGCGAAGAACAGCUCAUUAACACGUUCCUCUGAUACCUUUUUCCAGGACGUCAUGAUCUCGUGCUUUAACUCCACAGCGGUAUAUAAUUCGCACAAAUUGUACGAAUACGCUGUCGAAAGCUUGCUUCCAACGCAGGCAAUUCAACCCUGCAUCUUGGAGACCAAUUUCGUGUACUUGGAUAACCAGAGCUUAUCCACCUUAGAGUCUGCAGAGGUGGUUGCCCAACAAAUCAUGGAUGUAAAGAGACUCCAGCGCGUCAAUUCUACCAGGGCAUCUCCUAUAACAGUAGUGAUGGAGGCUACUGUCGCGCGGGAGACGCAGAUCAGGUUGACAGCCCUGCUUCGGGCAUCUUUUUCUUCGGUACGUGAUUCCGGUGCAAGCGAAACAGACUUGUCAUACUGCAUUGUGUUUGUGGGAAGUCCGGCGGAGCUUUAUGAUAUGACCUCGCUGUUGCCAUGCGCUGUGGUGAUGAAUACUUUUGGCCAAACUAUCGCCGUACUGACUCAAUCAGGAAAGUCGCUUCUCGACUCAAUUGUGGAGCUGAGUUCGACUGGACAGCGACUAGCAGCUGAAUGUCGUAGUUCAAUGGACUGCAAUUUUAAUAUUCAGACAACUGCAAUUGCGUUUCUUAGGUCGCGGAACAUUCCUUUCGUCCAGACCUCGAGUGGUGAGGAAGGCCUUAAGAUUGUGGUAGCGCUAGCACUUGAGCUGUAUCGUGCAGCAAUUAAUGCAUGCCUGUUGUCGAAUGCUGCUUUGGUAUUGUCUUUAUCACAACUUUCAUUGUGCAUGGGGUUCAGAAAAUCACUGGCUGCUAUUUUAGCUCAAUUUGGUGUGGAUAACAUAUAUAGCGCGAUUUGGCGCUUUCCGCGGUUUCAUACGAUGUAUGAGAGUUUGAAUAUCACUAAAGAAAAGUUUACCCGCUUCCUUCACUCCUGUGUUGCCGUUGAGACGCCAUUUAGCGGAAGCAGAUUCUAUUCAUCCGUAGCGCAUUCCAUGGGGUGUGACAGGGAGUUCCCUACCAAUUUAACUGAACAUGUGCUCUUAGCCUUAGUAGACCAUUGUUGUGUGUCUCUCAUGCAGGAGGAAUUUCGUUGUGCGAAGGAUAUCAACUUGCUUUCCAUUAUGGCUUUAUCGCUGCAUCCAGAGACGGGUGGCAUUCUUGCUCUUGCUCAGCAUCAUUUGGGCCCUCCAAAAUCGGUAGCCAAGCGUAUGAAGGAUCAAGCAAAAUCAUUGAAGCGCUUAUAUGAGUCACUUCCCUUGGUUGAAUGGAUGGCUGAGCGUGGUUUAGCUUUCGAUGCUUUCGAAGCAAGGAAUCUCAAAAGAGCGAAGUCGGUUCUGGGAUGCUAA
Phytomonas sp. EM1 is the source of this 3228-nucleotide messenger RNA. The record is from the annotation of a GenBank genome assembly. Lineage: Eukaryota; Euglenozoa; Kinetoplastea; Trypanosomatida; Trypanosomatidae.